CAGUGGGAGGACCAUCCUCAUGCCAGGACUUGCUGCUUCUGCAGCGCGCAGCUUCGACUGGAGGAAAGUGCGCCGAGGUAACGAGUGGCGGCUUCAGCGUCACUCCGCAAGGAUCUCCCCUCAACGCCCUUUUCAAUCUUGAAUUCCCUCCCGAUCGUCCAGAAGCGAGGCUGUAAUGAGUGAGCUGCAUGACGGGCUGAGGGUUCUGUGACCUCACCUUCGCCACUUUCUCAGCCCUUUCUGCACCUCUGACUGACUAAGAGGGGGAGGCAAAGCAGGACUCACAAAAAGUGCUUCCACGCAGUCUGCAAAGGAGAGCCCCGCAUUCAGCAUGGAGGAGGGAUACGAGCUGGACCUGACGUACAUCACGGAGCGCAUCAUCGCCGUGUCCUUCCCGCGGGGAUGCCUGGAAGAGAUCUACGCUCACAACCUGAAGGAUGUCACACGAAUGCUCAAGUCCAAGCACGCAGACAAUUACCUUAUUAUCAACCUGUCAGAGAAAAGACAUGACCUGUCAAGAAUGAAUCCAAAGACUCUGGAAACUGGCUGGCCUGACAUGCAUGCCCCACCUCUCGAUAAGAUCUGCACCAUCUGUAAAGCCAUGGAGAGCUGGCUCAAUGCGGACCCGCUUCAUGUGGUGGUUAUCCACUGCAGGGGCGGCAAAGGGCGAAUCGGCGUUGUCGUUUCAUCCUUUGUCCACUUCACAGACGUAUCCGCCAGUGCUGAUCAGGCAUUGGACCGCUUCGCCAUGAGGAAAUACUACGAUGAUAAGGUGUCUGCUCUUAUGACCCCUUCACAGAAGCGGUAUGUUUGGAUCCUCAACAGCCUCCUUAGCGGAUCCAUGAAGAUCAACGCCUCACCUUUAUUCCUGCACUGCAUCAUCCUCCACGGAAUCCCCAACUUUGAGUCCUCUGGAGUAUGUCGACCCUACGUCAAAGUUUACCAGGGAAUGCAAGUGGUGUAUUCAUCUGGAAUCUAUCGCAUCGGUCCAGGCCACAGGGGGCGGAUCUGCGUCACCUUAGAGCCUGCCCAGCUUCUCAAAGGGGACAUUAUGAUUAAAUGUUACCACAAGAGUGAGGUUUCGUCAGAGCGUGAGGUGAUUUUCAGGCUGCAGUUCCACACGGGAGCACUGCAGGGCUAUAAGCUGAUGUUCGAUAAAGAGGACAUGGAAGCCGCCAACAAAGAUUCCAGAUUUCCAGAAUACGGAAAAGUGGAGCUGGUUUUCUCAGAGGGACCGGAAAAGAUUCCUGGUGCUGACAGAUGGCAUAACGGCAUGGACGUGACUGUGGACUACAAUACCGCCGACCCGCUGAUCCGCUGGGACUCAUACCAGAACAUGUGUGAAGCAGAAGGGACUGGAGCACUGAUACGCUCCCAAAGUCUAAGCCAGGACAAAGCAGCUACCAAGAAGACCCCCAACGGAGGAGAGGCCACACUGGGUCGAGGGACCUGCACCACAUCCGCCACCUCCAGUCCCGACCACAGCGAUCACGCCCUCUCCGUCAGCAGCGACUCGGGCCUGUCUAGCACCUCCCUCUGGACAGACAAACCCAUCGUUUCGUCCGCCGCCGUUACCUCUGCCACCGUCCGCUCCAACAAGGGUCCCAGCCAGCAGGAGAAAGUCCAGCUCAAACAGCUGUUGAGUGGAUUCGGAGUGGAGGACCCCUCGCUGGAGGAGAUGGACGAUCCAUCCCCAAGAGUGGGCAUGCAUCAAAUAAUCCCAGCUCAAGUGCACAUGAAUGGCGAUCCCUCAAGAGGUCCUCGAGAGAGGGAAACAGACAUCCUGGAUGAUGAGGUCAUUACAGGCCAGGAUCUGCAUAGCGUGGACAGCUUUGGGACCUUGUCAUCGUCCUGCCAUAAAAGCAGCCAGAACUCCCUCCUCUCAGAUGGCUUUGGGAGUCCUGGAGGAGAGGAGCAGCAAAGCCAAAGCCAGACUCAGCUCCAUCACCCGCUACCUUCUCCCAUGGAAGACUUUGAGAGACAGUACGGUGAUGCGAGAAGGGGCCAUAUUGGCUCCGGGAGCAACUCCGUGGCUCCCUCCAAGCCCAGCAGCGCUUCUGUGCCAAAGCAGCACGUCUACCUACAGGGAAACUAUUCCACACAGUCCUGGGUCCGCCAGCAACAGAUGGUUGCCGCACAACAGUUAAUCUACAUGCCUGAGGAUGGAAAUGAUGCAGAAAGGUACCAAGGGAACAAACAAAGGAGGACUUCACCUAAAGAAGGCCUGACCUUGGAGCAGCAGGACUCCGCUCUGAGAGACACAGAUCCUCAUAAGGAGCAAGCAACACUCAACAAUAACAACACCAAACGAGACGACGAGUUCAAAUCUCUUACCAUGGACAUUGACAACUCCAUCGAUCAGCUCAACCAGCUCAUCAUGGACCUGGAUCCCACUUUUGUGCCGCUCUCCAGCAAGAGCAGCUCCAUCAAGAGAAACGGUGGCGCGCAUGUAAAUGGCUCGACUUCCAAGUGCUCCAACGGCAUCAAUCUGCGAUUCAGCGAGAACAACACGCAGCAGAUAGCUCUCCAAUCCAACAAAGGGGAUGUCACACGAAGUCUGAGUUGCCAAGGGAGUGACGUCACGGAUCGCCCAAGGUUCUGCAACUCGGGGAGGACGGGACCAGAGGAGUACAGAAACCAGAGGACGCAUUCGCCCCGUUUACCACAGACACAGCAUACCGUGUUGUGCAGGAGUAACAGUGCUGACUACAGGACGCAAGUUCCAGAUGCAGACAACGGGGUUGAAGCUGGGUGUGACGGAACUCCACCCACGCCCGCCUUCCCAAUAUCGCCACCUACACCAUACGUGAAAAACGUGUCAGAGUUUACUCAGUCAUUCCGGCAAACACCACCUCCCAGCAUUCAUUCCUAUGGAGGCUUCAGGACAGAUCACGAUUCGCGAGGAUAUUCAGAGAUGAUCAAUCAUGCUGGAGUUGACAGUGUAUCAAAUUCCGCCAUCAGCUGUCACAGGAUACAAAAUACGACACAUUCUGCCUCCAUCGUUGGGUCGCAUCAGCGGAUAGACAGUCCAUCAGUGAAUCAGUCUUGGCCAGAGCAUCCCGUCCUGAGCCGUCAAGCAUCUUUGAACAGCUUCCCUUCCAGCAGGCAAGCCCCCCAGCACCCCGCGUCACUGGACUAUGGCCCCCAACACGUCCACCCGGCUCCUAACGCCCACAGCUCGCCUCGAAGCAGCCAGCGAAGCCAUAUGGCUCGCUAUGACCUCAGGCACAGUCCUGCCCAAAGCUUUGACGAGCAGGAUGACUUAGGUCUUGAUUACGGUUCACACUGUCCGACCCCUGCCUUGCUGCUCGGAAAUGGGAGUAGGGAAAGGGAUAACCUUAGCUCCUUGGAUGAGAAUCAAUCACAGUCCUUCCUGAUGCAACCCCCACAUCUGCCUGAGAAGAAAAGGGUGUCCGAUGGGGAACGUGGGGGAACAUCCUCCCCAGCCCUGAGCGGAUUCUCAAGUCCACACAGCGGGAGUUCGUUGAGUAUCCCCUUCCCCAACGUCUUGCCCGACCUGUCGGCUCAGAUACCAAGAACAGGCUCACCUCUACCAGAUGUGCUUGCGAGCAAGGUUACUGUCAAAUUUGUACAAGACACAUCCAAAUUCUGGUACAAGCCUGACAUCUCAAGAGACCAAGCCAUCUCAGUCUUAAAGGACAAGGAACCAGGCUGCUUCAUUGUGCGCGACAGCCAUUCCUUCAGAGGCGCCUACGGGCUAGCAAUGAAGGUGGCCACACCCCCGGCUUCAGUUCUCCAGCAGAGCAAAAAAGGCGGCGAUCUUGCCAAUGAAUUAGUGCGCCACUUCCUGAUUGAGUGCACACAGAAGGGUGUUCGCUUGAAGGGUUGCCCCAAUGAGCCCUAUUUUGGAAGUUUAACUGCACUAGUUUGUCAACAUUCAAUAACUCCCUUGGCCCUGCCCUGUAAACUCAUCAUACCAGACAGAGACCCUCUAGAAGAUGUGGUGGAGAACAUGUCUCAGUCAGUCACUAACUCUGCUGCAGAACUGCUCAAACAGGGAGCAGCCUGUAAUGUGUGGUACCUGGGCUCGGUCGACAUGGAGUCCCUGACGGGGGUGCAGGCGGUGCAGAAAGCCACCGGACUGACUCUGAGCUCCAACCCGCCUCCCACUUCCACAGUGGUCCACUUCAAGGUGUCCUCGCAGGGAAUCACCCUCACUGACAACCAGAGGAAGCUUUUCUUCAGGAGGCACUACAAUGCCAACACGGUCAUCUUCUGUGCUUUGGAUCCUCAAGAUAGAAAGUGGAAAAGGGAUGGCUGCACGUCAGCAAAGAUCUUUGGCUUCGUGGCGAGAAAAAGUGGCACCUCCAUGGACAACGUGUGCCACCUGUUUGCUGAGCACGACCCAGAGCAGCCGGCCAGCGCCAUCGUCAACUUUGUGUCCAAGGUGAUGAUCGGCUCGCUGAAGAGUAAGUAGGACGACCGCCUCCUGGAAAAACGAGGAACUAUAAAUGUGAGACGAUGAUGAGCGAGACAUUCUACUGAACAUGGACUCUCAUGACUUCAGUUCCACACCCUUAUAUGUGAUGUUUCACUAUUAAACAGUAAGGGCAUUAAUAAUGUCAUUUCAUUUACGAAAUCAUGGAGAAGUGUGUUAGAGUGGCGUGCGUGUAUAUAAAUUGGUUUGAUUGGAUGUAUAGUGUGCAUAUAUGAUCUAUGCACCAUAAAAAAAAGUUUUAUUUUUUUAAACCGUACUUAAUCAUGUUCUGCAUUAUAAGUCUUCCGUUCUGUGUGUACGACAGCUGUCAACAUGAAAAAUGAAAAAGAGCGAGUGAUUGUGUGUGUGAGAUGAAAAUUAUUUUAAGUAAACCCUAAUAUAUAUUGUGUAUUCCUCUACCCCAUGACACAAGCUGGUUACAGUGUCCAAUUAUACCAAAUUUAUUGUCUUUUGGGUCGGGUUUUUUUUUUUUUCUUUUUAUGAGGGCACGUCCCCAUGCAUGACUUUGUGGGACACUGAGCCAAUUCAACAUUUAAAUAAAACAUUUGAAAACAACACGAUGAAAUUAUCUCACUGUAAAACAAUAUUGAACAAACCCAGUGAAUUAAAAAAAAAAGUCUGUUUCAAGAUCACCCCUACUUUGAAAAUCAAGAGCUGCAAAUAUAUACCGCUGUAUUAUCACCCUUUGUUAAGUGUCCAUAUUGCCAUCACCGAAUCUUAUUCUUUGUUCUUUAUUGUUCUCAAACUGCUGCUCAUUUGAAACACACUGUGUGAGGACAACGCUGUUGCGUUCAUCCAUUGUUAAAUCCUCAUCUUUCUUUCCAUUGCUGAAGUUAUUAGAACGUUUGUAAAGAAAAACAAUAUUUAUUUUUCUCAAUCCCCCAGCGCCACCAAAAAAGAAAAAGAGAAUUUUAUUAAGGACCGGUUUUGUUAUAUGAUGCGUUAUUUCUCUUUCUCACGCUGGAUUGCCUCGCCCCUGAAGUCCUCUAGUGCCCCCUAGGGGUGGCUAUUAUCCUCAGUAACAAAAUGGGCUUCCACUUCUCUCGAGCUUUUCUGAGCGCUUGAACGCAGCCUACUCAUUCAGAUACGGAUGGCGCACCAUUUCUGUAUCCAAUAGCCUGCCAUGAAUUUUGUCCUAACCCUCCUCAAAGCUGAUUCUUUAACAUGAAGUUUGAGUAGCGGGUUUCCAAAUAUCGUCUUUAUUUCUCUGAAACUGCCAUGCCCUUGUUCAACUAAGAGAGAAAGAAAUACUCUUUUUCGACUGCAAAAUUGUCCAAUAGUGGCUGGGGAAAAGCUGAAAAAUAUCAUUAUUUUGUGGGAUGAAUUUUCUUCUCGUUCCACGUCAAACAACCCGAAGUUAUCUGAGAAGUAUUUUUCUCUAUUUUUCUCAAUCUACUGCCUCUCUUCAGAUCUUUAGCACCCCUUGCCGGCUGAAGGAGAACAGUCCAUACCCUCGUUAAAAUGAAUUUCUGAAGGCACCUCACAAAAAAAAAAAAAAAAAAUUCGUCAAUUUUGCUACAAAACUGCUUUCUUUGUUCUUCUCAUUCUGCUGCGCCUCCCCUUCUUCUGGUGCCCCCUAGGGGGGGAUGUUCCCGCAAAUUUUGAAAACUGUUGUUCUCAGUACAGCGCUGGAGGAUAUUUCACUAUAUUUCUUGUAUCAGUGUCUGAAAAGAAGCCGUAAUUUUAACGUUCAUUCAGUCUGUUCCAGGACAUGUAUUUUGUGUACCGUGUGGUUGCUGUGAAAGACAUAACCUGUAUUUCCAUUUUGCUUUCGCUUAUAUCACCACAGUGUGGCUCUGUAUUUCCUAUGUACAAAAUGGUAAAAAUGUCCUCAUGUAAGUGGACCUCUGUGCUACAGUUUAUUCUUAUAUGCAAAGGGAAUUGUUUCGAUGUGCUCUGUAAAUAAAAACAAUGAAACAUUUGUAUCAAA
This is a messenger RNA of Hippocampus comes (tiger tail seahorse), 6389 nucleotides long. It is a transcript of the gene tns3, whose product is annotated as tensin 3. Gene Ontology annotation, biological process: dephosphorylation. Gene Ontology annotation, cellular component: focal adhesion. Lineage: Eukaryota; Metazoa; Chordata; Actinopteri; Syngnathiformes; Syngnathidae. The transcript is spliced from 27 exons. Gene Ontology annotation, molecular function: protein binding. The record is from RefSeq and is a predicted model, not a curated record. The coding region runs from base 332 to 4438 and encodes 1368 amino acids.